Messenger RNA from Lipotes vexillifer (Yangtze River dolphin), 3081 nucleotides. It is a transcript of the gene NLRP6, whose product is annotated as NLR family pyrin domain containing 6. Gene Ontology annotation, cellular component: canonical inflammasome complex; cytoplasm. Gene Ontology annotation, molecular function: peptide binding; vasopressin receptor activity. Gene Ontology annotation, biological process: regulation of inflammatory response; acute inflammatory response; response to bacterium. NCBI's taxonomy places the organism in Eukaryota, Metazoa, Chordata, Mammalia, Artiodactyla, Lipotidae. The record is from RefSeq and is a predicted model, not a curated record.
AUGCGAAGUGCUAGACCUCGGGGCCAGACUCUGGAGACCAGCCAGAGGCUCCCGCUCUGGGGGCUCAGUCUCAGCCUCUGGUGCAAGGCCCUCAGGCUGGGCCUCACCGAAGGAUCCAGUGAGCACGGAUGUCCUGGGGAAUUCCGGAACACAGCCUGGACCAUGUGCACGGAGCCCCGCGCUGCCGCCGCCCGGGAGCUGCUCCUGGCUCCGCUCGAAGACCUAAGCCAGGAGCGGUUGAAGCGCUUCCGCCACAAGCUGCGGGACGCGCCGCUGCACGGCCGUCGCAAACCGUGGGGGCGGCUGGAGGGCGCGGACGCCGUGGACCUCGCGGAGCACCCGAUCCAUUUCGACGGGGCGGAGCGCGCGCUGGACGCGGCGCGAAAAACCCUGAAGAGGGCGGGCGUGCGCGAUGUGGCGGCGCGGCUCAAGGAGCAGCGGCUGCGGAGGCUCGGCCCCAGCUCCUCGGCGCUGCUCUCCGUGUCCGAGUACAAGAAGAGAUACCGAGAGCACGUGCUGCGGCAGCACGCCAAGGUGAAGGAUGACGCUCGCUCCGUGAAGAUGAGCGAGCGCUUCACCAAACUGCUCAUCGAGCCCGAAAGCGCUGCCCUGGAGCACGAGGCUCCGGGGCCCGCGGAAGAGCCGGAGCCGGAGCGCGCUCGGCGAUCCGACACCCACACCUUCAACCGCCUGCUCGGCCGCGACGGGGAGGGCCAGAGGCCGCCGACCGUGGUGCUGCAGGGCCCGGCGGGCAUCGGCAAGACCAUGGCGGCCAGGAAAAUCCUGUACGACUGGGCGGCGGGCAAGCUGUACCACGGCCAGGUGGACUUCGCCUCCUUUGUGUCUUGCCGCGAGGUGCUGGAGCGACCGCGCACGUGCAGCCUGGCCGACCUGACCCUAGACCAGUGCCCCGACCGCAACGCGCCGGUGCGGCAGAUGCUAGCGCAGUCCAAGCGGCUGCUGUCCAUUCUGGACGGCGUGGACGAACUGCCGGCGCCCUGCACAGACCCCCUUGAGGCCGCGAGCGGCGCGCGGAUGCUGGGCGGCCUGCCGAGGUCCUCCAGGCCGAACGCGGUUCUCGCCGUGCGCCGGACCGUGUGCCCCGUUCUGCGCCAGCUGCCAGGUCCUGAGCUGUCGCGCACCACCAAGACCACCACGUCCGUGUACCUGCUUUUCAUCGGCAGCGUCCUGAGCUCGGCGCCCGCGGCCGACCGACCCCACCUGCGGGAAGAGCUGCACAAGCCGUGCCGCCUGGCCUGCGAAGGCGUCCUCGGGCGGGCGCAGCUCUCUGAGAAGGACCUGCAACGACUGGAGCUUUGCGGCUCCAAAGUCCAGGCGCGGUUUCUCAGCAAGAAGAUGCUGGAAGGCGUGCUGGAAACCGAGGUCACCUACCGGUUCAUCGACCAGACCUUCCAGGAAUUCUUAGCCGUGCUGUCCUACCUGCUGGAGGACGAAGGGGCUCCCCAGACACCUGGUGGCGGCGUAGGGGCACUUCUGCGGGGGGACCCGGAGCUGCGUGGCCACCUCGCGCUCACCACGCGCUUCCUUUUCGGGCUACUGAACACAGAGAGGAUGCGCGACAUCGAGCACCACUUCGGCCGCGCGGUUUCAGAGCGCGGGAAGCAGGAUGUCCUGAGGUGGGUGCAGGACCAGGGCCCGGGCUGCCCUAGGGCGGCGCCAGAGGGGACGUCGGGGACCCAAGCGCUCCGGGGCGCUGGGGAGUCAGAGGAGGAGGAGGGCGAAGCUCAGCACCUGCUGGAGCUGCUGUACUUCCGGUACGAGGCGCAGGAGGGCGCCCUUGUGCACCAGGCCCUGCGCGGCCUCCCUGAGCUGGCACUGCAGCGAGUGCACUUCAGCAGAAUGGACCCGGCCGUCCGGAGCUACUGCGUGCGGUGCUGCCCGGCGGGGCAGGCCCUGCAGCUGGUUAGCUGCAGACUGGCCACUGCCCAGGGGAAGAAAAUGAAGAGCCUGUUGAGGUGGCUACAGGGCAGCCUGGGAGGCAGCUCCUCUCGAGCCACCAUGAGAAAACCCCCUGGCUCCCCACUGCAUCCACUCUGUGAGUGGACUGACCGACAGUGUGGUCUGAACACCCUGACGCUGUCCCGCUGCAAACUGCCCGACUUGGUCUGCAGAGACCUCUCUGAGGCCCUGACGGAGCUGGGCCUCUUCCACAGCUGGCUCAGCGAGGCCGGCCUGCGUGUGCUGAGUGAGGGUGCCGGCUGCAGACACUCAGGUGAGGGCUGGCCUGGAAGGGACCAAGGCGGGGACAGGGGCUCCCAUAGCAGCUCCUGCAGAGGCUCCCAGUACGUGUUUGGCCUGCUCCAGCAGAGCCCAGCACUGACUACCCUGGACCUCAGUGGCUGCCAGCUGUCGGGGACUAUGGCGACCUACUUGUGUGCCAUCCUGCAGUUCCCAGGGUGCCGUCUGCAAAGCCUCAGUCUAACCUCCGUGGAGCUGAGCGAGCGGUCACUGCAGGAGUUGCGGGCCGUGGGGACAGCAAAGGCGGGACUGGCCGUCACCCACCCAGCGUUGGAUAGCGACCCCCAGCCUCACAAAGGGCAGGUGGGAGACCCAGACACGGCCCCUUACCUGCUCCUGGACAGCCCCCGAGACCUCCCCACACCCUGGGGACAGGCGCCCCUCAGCAACAAGCGUGAUGCUGAGCGCCCCCGGGAAUCGAGAACCUACAGUGUGUUGGCCUUUACCUGGUGCAGGAUGACCCAUUUGCUGAUCCUGUGCCCAUGCACAAUAUGGGCACCCAUGGCCCACUACUCGGCUCCAGCCAUAGGGGAUCAAGCAGGGGCUGACCCUUGGCUGAAGCGCCCCGCCCCGGGGGUGGGGACGUUCCAUCCGGCCCGCGCUGCGCGCCUUGGGGCGGGGACCGCGGGGCCUUCCGGUGACAAGGCCGCCGCUGGCUACCUCUCCCUGCGGUCCGGCGCCCACGCCCUGGAGCCGAGGGACGCUUCUGGGCUGCGGCGAGCCCCAGGGACGCGGCCGACGGCCCGCCUGCCCCCCAACCCCCAGCUGCUGCCGGCACCCCGCCCCGUACCCAGCCGGCCUCCUGGAGGGCCCCUCCGCUGA